Messenger RNA from Anopheles maculipalpis, 1637 nucleotides. RefSeq names its product SH3 domain-binding protein 5 homolog (gene pcs). Gene Ontology annotation, cellular component: cytoplasm. The coding region runs from base 37 to 1629 and encodes 530 amino acids. The transcript has 5 exons. Lineage: Eukaryota; Metazoa; Arthropoda; Insecta; Diptera; Culicidae. Gene Ontology annotation, biological process: negative regulation of protein tyrosine kinase activity; intracellular signal transduction. The record is from RefSeq and is a predicted model, not a curated record. Gene Ontology annotation, molecular function: protein kinase inhibitor activity.
ACAACAAAAUCAAAGUGACCGCGGUAACCCAUCACCAUGGCGUCGUCCAACAAGGAGAUGGAGGAGACGGAAGAUAACACUGAACUCGAUCCAAGAAUUCAGAUCGAACUGGAGAAUCUCAACACGGCAACGGACGAUAUUAACAAGCUCGAGAUUGAACUGGAGGAAGCCAACUCGACGUUUCGGAUACUGAUGAACGAAUCGACCCGCCGGUUGAAGCUGUCUUCGAAAAAGCUCGGCAGCUGCAUCGAGAAAGCCCGCCCGUACUAUGAGGCGCUCGAGAAGGCAAAGGUAGCCCAGCUGGAAUGUCAGGCGGCGACGCUAAAGUAUCAGCGAGCGAACGAGAUCCAUGCGGCCGCCAAGGAGACGGUUGCGUUGGCAGAACAGCGCUUCAUGAGCAACUCGCACGAGUGGCAGUUUGAUAAUGCCUGGCAGGAAAUGUUAAACCACGCUACGAUUAAGGUUAUGGAUGCAGAGAAACAAAAGGCUGAAAGUGGUGCAGAACAUCAGAAGAAGGCGAAGGUGUUUGAGGAGGCAGAAAAGAAAGUACAACAACUAGAGGAACGCUAUCGAAGAAGCAUACAAAAGUCGCGCCCAUACUUCGACGAGAAGCAACUCUGCCAGGAACAGCUGGAAGCGCAAAAGGGUCGCAUACAGCAGCUCGAACAGCAGAUCCAGGCGGCCAAGAGCGCGUACAGUACAGCGCUUCGUAAUCUGGAAAAGAUAAGCGAAGAAAUCCACGAACAGCGUGGUGAUCUGAGCCAGGCCGCACCAUCCGGCCCCCGAGAACCGGGUGUUGGUGCCGAGCUCGCCAACAUUCUUCCCACCACAGCGAGCAAAGCGUCGUGCAAGGAACGUUUCCCGUACAGCAGCACCAUGCCGGACAUAUCGAGCGAGCUGGACAAGUGUGAGAUCCGGUCGGUGGGUAGUGCGUCGGUUGCUACCAGCUCGGCGGUAAGUGAAAAGGAUCCUUCGGAGGAGGACGAUUACUCGGGCAUGACGCUGCACGAGGAUGAACCGGUAGUGACCGAUGACGAUCUGCAUCUGGAGCUGUUGCGACAGAAGGUACGCACGUUGGCCGUGCGACCGGUAGAGGGCGGUGAUGGUCAGCAGCAGGAGCAGGACGUGUGGGAACACGAGCUAAAUGCCACGGUCGAUAAGCUGGACCAUCUGAUGAUGUUGCGUGAGUGUUCGCGCAGCAGCACACUGAGCGGAUCGGGUGUCACCGGUGGUGGUUCGACUGUUGGUGAGAAUGGUGCAACGUUCUGUAGCCUUCCCACUACGCCGAAACACCAGCAGGCGCACCUUCAUCCGCACCAUCAGAAACAUUACCAUCAGCUUCACCCGCAACAACCGUCAAUUGGUCGUGGUGUGUCCCUUUCACCGGUGGAUUCACCAUCGCACGAUCAGCACACGAUCAAAAUGUUCAAAAAGCUCGAUCCCCUACCGUUGGCCAACGUUUCGAUGUACGCACUUCCAACAUAUCUUAAUGCGGCAACGAAUGGUGGUACUGGGGGGAGUAGUUUGCUGACGCCUAUUUCUGCCACCUCGCCGGGUGACACGAUGAUGUGCCGAGAGCCGACCGAACCAGGGCUGAGCACGAAGCAUAAGCGAAAGAUGUCCAUGUAAAGGUUUGC